Syzygium oleosum is the source of this 2147-nucleotide messenger RNA. RefSeq names its product protein DETOXIFICATION 16-like. NCBI's taxonomy places the organism in Eukaryota, Viridiplantae, Streptophyta, Magnoliopsida, Myrtales, Myrtaceae. Gene Ontology annotation, molecular function: xenobiotic transmembrane transporter activity; antiporter activity. Gene Ontology annotation, biological process: xenobiotic detoxification by transmembrane export across the plasma membrane. Gene Ontology annotation, cellular component: membrane. The coding region runs from base 235 to 1722 and encodes 495 amino acids. The record is from RefSeq and is a predicted model, not a curated record. The transcript has 8 exons.
ACUCCUUCCCCACUUGACCUCCUAAUCCGACGUCGAAUAGGUGUACAGAGGAAGCUGCACAUCAAUGGCUGACACACUCAAACCCGUACAAGAAAGAGCAUCGUCAUUUCACGCAACAGGACAGACAUCCUCUUGCACUCCUUUCCAGGAAGACACCGCUCCUUAAAUAUCCGCCACAGCCUCACAAGUUCCUGCCCUCUCUCUCUCUCUCUCCCUCUCUCUCUAUAAGCAACCAUGGGGAGGGAAGGACAGGAGACAAGCCUGAGCUCACCAUUGAUAGAGUCAGAUGGUGAAGAUGGUGUUGUGAGAUCAUUAGCAUCGAAUGAGGGAGAGAAAGAGAAGGGUGUCGGGUGGAGGAGUGAGGUUCUUGUUGAGAUAAAGAAGCAGGCAUGGCUUGCUGGUCCGCUCAUAUCGGUGAGCUUGUUGUUCUACAGCUUGCAGAUGAUCUCUCUCAUGUUUGUGGGUCAUCUUGGCGAGCUGCCACUCUCCGGCGCUUCCAUGGCCACCUCCUUCGCCACCGUCACCGGUUUCAGCUUACUGAUGGGGAUGGCCAGCGCAUUGGAAACGUUCUGUGGUCAAUCAUACGGGGCGAGGCAAUUUCAUAGGCUUGGUGUUGACAUGCAGAGAGCUAUGUUCAUCCUUCUACUAGUGAGCAUACCUCUUGCUUGCAUCUGGGCAUAUACGAGAAUUAUACUAGAAGCAUUCGGUCAACAAGCAGACAUAGCAGAGGAAGCGGGAACGUAUGCCCGUUACAUGAUCCCGUCCCUUUUUGCUUACGGCCUUCUUCAAUGCCUAGUCAAGUUCUUGCAGACUCAGAACAUCAUCAUCCCUAUGGUGCUAACCUCGGCAGCUGCUACUCUAAUGCAUAUCCCCCUCUGUUGGGUUCUGGUCAUGAAAACCGGCCUUGGAAGCAGAGGAGCGGCCUUGGCGAAUUCAAUAUCGUAUUGGAUGAAUGUGUUGCUAAUGGCACUUUAUGUGAAGUUCUCUUCUUCGUGCUCCAAGACUUGGACUGGGUUUUCGAAGGAAGCCUUUCACAAUAUUCUCACAUUCCUUAGACUUGCCAUUCCUUCCGCAGUAAUGGUCUGCUUGGAGAUGUGGUCAUUCGAGAUGAUGGUGCUCCUCUCUGGACUUCUCCCGGACCCGACAUUGGAAACUGCGGUGCUUUCUAUCAGUCUCAACACUGCCGCAACAGUUUGGAUGAUCCCUUUCGGACUCAGCGGGGCUGUGAGCACUCGUGUUUCAAAUGAACUAGGGGCUGGGAAGCCUCAGGCUGCGCGUUUAGCAGUGUACGUGGUCCUCUCCGUGGCCGUAACCGAAGGAAUUCUGGUCGGAAUAGUUUUGAUCUCGAUAAGAAAAGUAUGGGGCUAUGCUUACAGUGACGAGACAGACGUGGUCAAAUACGUAGCCAUCAUGAUGCCGAUUCUAGCAGUUUCUAACUUCUUGGAUGGACUCCAAUGCGUCCUUUCAGGAACCGCUAGAGGAUGUGGUUGGCAAAAGAUUGGUGCCUAUGUCAACCUGGGGUCUUAUUACUUGAUUGGCAUUCCAUCUGCAAUAGUGCUAGCUUUUGUUCUCCAUGUUGGUGGAAAGGGUCUCUGGCUAGGAAUUAUCUGCGCGCUAGUUGUGCAAGUGUUCUGUCUUUUCUGCAUCUUUCUCCGUACGAACUGGGACCAAGAGGCAAAGAAGGCUGCUGAGAGAGUGCAUGACUCCACCAUCCCCACAUGACAGUGUCAUAGAGCAGAAAAAAACUGAAAGGAAAAAUCUAUUUUGGUAGUUUUUCUUGGAAAAACUCAGAAUAUGUGAAGAUUGAGAAAGCAAAGAGAAAAAUGCUGUACCCGAAGAAUUGUGGAAGAAAUUGCAGAGUUGCAGUAAUUAGUGCAGUUCAAUUCCCCCAGUUAUGGUCCAAAGUAAGGAAGAGUCAGGCUGUGUAAGCUGACCUAAGGCAGGCGUGAAGUGUUAACGAAUGGAAAUGACAAGAAGUGAAGAGAGUAGUAGUAUUAUGACAUUAUGAAGGAGCUAUCCCCCGACUAUAAUAGUUACUUUUUACCAUCUGAAUAAUCAUCAAUUUUGAUUCUGAUUUGAAUGUAGGUGCUUACUCAUUGAAUUCUUGAAUGGAGUAUAAAUUUGAGAAGCCUUAAUCUCUUUAUAAA